GUUUAUUUCCUUCAACUCUGACCUCUAAGCUUGUGCUUGGCCGCAUCGCCGAGGAAUAAUAAUAAUAAAAUACAAGAAUUGUACCUGAUGUCACGGCUUUGUUUAGUAAUAUAACAACAGCUACUCUUCGUAUUUGGCAGUAUACGUGAGCGUUAGUCUGUCGGAUAACUCCGCUAAAGUUCUAUUUAUGCUGUUUUCGGUACCACCGGGAUGUGUUUUGCUACUUUGCUAACUAGUUAGCCUGCAACGCGCUGUCAUCGCUGAUAAUGGACGCGACAAAGUUUCGAGGAACUAUGGCUAAUGUCACGGAUCUGCAGACCAAAUACAGCAGGUUGGCACAGGAGUACUCCAAGCUUCGUGCCCAGAACCAGGUGCUGAAGAAGGCAGUUGUCGAUGAGCAGGCUAAUUCAGCUUCCCUUAAGGAGCAGCUGAAGCAGAGGGAUCAGAGUCUGAGAAAGCAGGACCAGGAGAUGGACAGCCUCAGCUUUCGGAACCAGCAGCUGGCUAAGAGGGUGGAGUUACUGCAAGAGGAGUUGGCUGCCAGUGAAGCUAAGGGGAAAAAGGGGAAGAAUAAAGGAGAUUCUCCUUCACACCAUGCUGUGAGGACACAAAGUGUUUUUGAUGAGGACCUGCAGAAAAAAAUUGAAGAAAACGAGAGGCUUCACAUACAAUUUUACGAGGCAGAUGAGCAGCACAAGCGGCAGGAGGCCGAGAUGAGGGCGCGUCUCGAGGAGUUGGAAAGAGACUCACAGCAUCACCAGACUGUCGUGGAGGGACUCACCACCAAGUACACAGAAACCAUCGAGAGGCUGGAGAGUGACAAGGCGCGAUUGGAGGUCAAAACACAGACUCUGGAGAGGGAGGGAAAAGAUUGCCGAUUGAGAACCGAGGAGUGUCAGCAGCAGUUAAGACGAUGCCAGUCAGAACUCAACAGAGAGCUGAAACAAAGCAGCAGCGUCAUUCAGGAAAAAGUCCCCUUUAAUGACACCAAAUUUAGUGACUACAACAGUCUAAAUGUGCCGGCACACAAUCGAAGACAUCAGCUAAAAGCCCGAGAUGUGGCAGCUCAAGCCUUGAGCUUCAUUCAGGACCUGGUGGCUGGUCUGCUAAACUUCCAUUCAUACACUGAGCAGAGAGUCCACAUCUAUCCACUGGACUCUUCUAUCGAGCCCAUUUCUCCUUUGAAUCAGAAGUUCUCUCAGUAUCUGCACGAGAAUGCGGUGUACGUGCGCCCCCUGGAGGAAAGAUUUAUGCAGUUACACCAAAGUUUCACAGAGGACACAGUCACAGUGCUAGAGACUGUGGACAAGCUGAAGAACUUCAGUGACAAUUUCUCCACGUAUACCCGUUUUCUACAAAAGCUUCUUCCUUAUCAACUAAAAAGCCUAGAGGAGGAGUGCCAGACACCACUAUGCACUGCUGCCCUUUCAGUGAAGAAUCGGGAGCUGCAGAAUGAUGUGAGGAGUGUCACUUCAGUGUUUGACAAACUACAGAACUACAUCAACCUGUUGACUUUACCCAGUGUUCGUCAGGAUGGUAUGCCACAAAGUAGCACCUCUGCAGUCUUCACCCAGCUGGCGGCCUGUUUGCACAGUCUUCAUGAUGUUGUUAAAGAAAUGUCAAAGCACUACAACCAGAAGGCCAGCUUAGAGCAGGAGCUCCCCACGGCCACACAGAAACUCUUCACCACCACUGAGUGUCUGCUGGGCUCCCUGGGCUCGCUGACCAACAGCACGGGCAAGCUUGCCACAUUUUUCAGCAACAACUUGGAUUUUUUCACAUCAUCGAGCUACAGUCCCAGAGGAAGCACAGCAGCACUUAACCCUUUACAUGCCGAGAGUAUGCUUUCCAACAAAAAGAAAGCAGCUGCUUACAUUCACGCGCUUAAAAAGCCCAGGCCACAGUCCGUUCCAUACAGGGAAGCGCUGUCCAAUCGCCGGAUACUCACUAGCUCCACUGAAAGUAGAGAAGGUCUCACUAAACAGGUACAACAAAGUCAGGAAAAGAUUGCACGUCUUGAGCAGGAAAAAGAACACUGGCUCCUGGAAGCUCAGCUGGGGAAGGUGCGGCUGGAAAAGGAGAACCAGCGUAUUUCAGACUUGGAAGCACAGCUCGCCAUGGCUCAGGGGGCAGGUCAGAACUCACGGACAACUGCAGUCAGCACGCUGACACAGAACCACGAGGAAGUGGAGACGGCUCUGAAAACUGCUGCGAAGGAAACUAUGUGCACCAGCUUGGUUGGCAUGUUGUGUACCGUGCCCACAGCUGAGCAUGUGGGAGAUGAGGAGUCCAGGGAGCAGCUGAUAAAGACUCACUACAUGACCAGAGUGGGAGAGCUCACCACUCAGCUGCAGGUGUCAGACAGCAAAGCAGUGCACUUCCACUCUGAGUGUCGCGCUUUGGCUAAGAGAUUGGCCAUUGCAGAGAAAUCACGGGACACUGUCGUCGAGGAGAUGAAAAAGGCCAAUCAGAACAUCACACACCUGCAGGAUGAACUGAGCACGACCAAGAGGAGCUACGAAGACCAGCUGAGCAUGAUGAGUGACCAUUUGUGUAGUAUGAACGAGACAUUGAGCAAACAGAGAGAGGAGAUCGACACGCUCAAACUGGGAAGCAAGGCAAAUGCCAAAAAGAACAAAGGCCGCUAGCGGUGGCCCUCACAUUGGUUCCAUUUGGAUCACAAGAGCACCUUGAAGACACUGUGGAGCCCCCCACCUCCCAUGGCAUCCUGUUACCAAGACCACCAUGUUACCAAAACCAGGUCACACGCAAAGCCUCAGAAUCCUCCACAUUUUACAUUUUGGCAAUACAAACACUCAAGACUGACUGAAGAGGCCUUUUCUUUCCUCAUGACACAGCAUCACGUUAAUAGUGCUGGAGGCUGUUUGACCUUUUGGCCAGAAAUGAAUAGGAGAGAUUCCUUCCAAUUGGAAUGCAGGAAAUGGAUAAAGUUUGCUGACUUGAAGACCAAACCCUGUUGAUCAAGCAGCCAUUCGGUUUUUCCUUGUUGUGGGUAUGUGAGGGGGAAAUGACACUGUUUUUGCUGCUUACUGAACACAAAAUGUCAGUGCGGUUGUUUUACAUGCACAUAUUGUUUCCCGCCUUUAAUGUAUAUAUAUAUAUCGCUUCUAACACCUGCAUAAUCUAAGAAGGGCUUCCAAUGAUCAACCAACCAUUAAACACUUGAAUCCAUCCCUUAUUCUGAGUCCUCUUAAGAGGACAACAAAGUUGUCUGUCGGGAACCACAAACUGAUUGUUUACAUGGAAGUAAAAGUCUACAAUGGACAAGUUGUAGCUUGUAAAGCAUCCUGUACGAGUGUGUGAUCUUACUUUGCAACAGUAGUUUCUUUUUUCCUCUUUUUUUUUUUUUUUUAAAAAGCACCAAAGUAAGUGUGGAGAGGUGCCCUUCUGUUGAGCUAUUGAAGCCUUGUUUUUUUUUUUUUUGUGGUUUGGAAUUAUAAAGCAUAAUUUAUUAUACAUACAAUUAAUAUUUAUAUAUAUAUAUAUAUAUAUAUAUAUAUAUAUAUAUAUAUAUAUAUAUGUGUAUAUAUAUAUAUGUGUAUAUAAUACAUGUUUGAAUCUUAAAAAUCCACACAUACCCUAUACAGAAAGUCUUCAUUCCUGAACGUGCAAAUGUUUCUCACAAAAUAUGAAGUCUGUACCUACUUAUUUUGGGUGUGUCUCAUAAAGUUUGUAUAAUGGGAUGUGUCGUUGCCUGGACUCUUUAACUGGUGCGCAGACAAGCUGAUUCACGCAGCAUGCAAUGUGCAGCUGCAGUUCAGUUCUGGCUUGUUUUGACAUGAUGAGGUCAGUAAGGAAGCCGCUCACUGGUUGCUCAUCAGUCUUCACUUGGGUAACAAAUGUUAGCCAACUGUCCACAUGUUUGAAAGUACUGUACUACUAUCCUCACAGUGUAAUCUUCUCAAAAGCUCACAAUGUGUGUGAGACUCAGAAUAAAGAGCUUUUUGUCUUUAAAAUUA
This is a messenger RNA of Phyllopteryx taeniolatus (common seadragon), 3980 nucleotides long. RefSeq names its product protein phosphatase 1, regulatory subunit 21 (gene ppp1r21). The transcript has 23 exons. The record is from RefSeq and is a predicted model, not a curated record. Bases 267 to 2648 code for a protein of 793 amino acids. Lineage: Eukaryota; Metazoa; Chordata; Actinopteri; Syngnathiformes; Syngnathidae. Gene Ontology annotation, cellular component: early endosome; membrane.